Molecule: messenger RNA, 1251 nt
Organism: Neoarthrinium moseri
Lineage: Eukaryota; Fungi; Ascomycota; Sordariomycetes; Amphisphaeriales; Apiosporaceae
Exons: 2
Coding region: 1-1251 (416 amino acids)
Molecular function (GO): oxidoreductase activity, acting on single donors with incorporation of molecular oxygen, incorporation of two atoms of oxygen; ferric iron binding
Source: RefSeq, a predicted model, not a curated record
AUGGUAGGCCUCCGAGCAACUGCCGCUUCUCUGCUGGCUCUGGCCGCUCUAUGCGGCUCGGUUUCUGCCCAUCCUGGCGAGCACCGCAACGCAGCGAAGCUGAAGCGGAGCGUAGAGAUAGCCCGUCGCGCCGAUGAGAACGCGGAUCAGAUCAUCGCAAGAUGCCAGCAUACAAAUAUCGCCAAGGCGAUGAAGGAAAGGGCAGUAUUGCGUCGAGCUGCCAAGGCACGGGAGAUGAGGGAACAACGCGGACUAGAAGAGAGUCGCAUGAUUGCCAGGAGGGACCAGGAGGACCUUGACCAGUGGAUGCAAACUUGCCACAAUCAGGGUGAUAAGCACCAGUAUGACAAGUCAACUCCCAUCCACACCAUAUUCGGGUCAAACGUGACCACAGGACUGGCCCCUGAGACCAUCAUCGGCCCGUACUGGGUCGAAGGAGAGUUCAUUCGCACCAAUAUAUUUGAGAAGCAGGACGGCAUUCCUAUCCACCUCGACCUGCAGUUUGUCGACGUCGCGAGUUGCGCUGCCGUCCCCAACAUGCUGGUUGACGUCUGGCACGCAAAUGCGACCGGCGUUUACUCGGGCGUAACCAGUGGCGGCGGCCUGAACUCAACCUUCAGCCGAGGGGUCCAGAUCACGGACAUCGACGGAGUGGUGCAAUUCGACUCCGUCUUCCCGGGCCACUAUCUCGGGAGGACGAACCACAUCCACGUCACCAGCAACAGGGGUGCCACGCUGCUCGAGAACGGCACGUAUACUGGUGGCAAAGUCAACCACAUCGGCCAACUGUACUUCGACCAGGAGCUGGCCAGCAUGAUCGAGACGAUGCCGCCGUACUCCAACAACAUGAUGAAGCUGACGACGAACGCCCAAGAUUUCCUGACGGCGCAGCAGAGCAGCCGAGAGUAUGACCCGUUCCUCGACUAUGUGCUCCUGAGCGAGAACCCGGCCGACGGAAUCCUGAUGUGGAUCACGAUUGGCGUCAAUACCACCGCUGACCAGAGUCAUCUGGUCUCAGCUGCGUCUCAUUACUACAAAGAGGGCGGCAAAGAAAACCCAUCACCUUGGGGGAACAUUUCUUUUCCGGGCAAUUUCACCUUUCCCGCCGGAGGGUUCCCAGGCGGCGGGUUUCCGACUGCCCUCCCUCCAGGAUUCACACCUCCUCCCGGCAUGCCACCGUUCCCAACCGCCAGCGGCCCAACGCCAACACCGACCAAAUUCUGGGGCCCUUGUAUGAAGAAACGUGAAUAA